This is a messenger RNA of Vicia faba (fava bean), 1245 nucleotides long. The record is from the annotation of a GenBank genome assembly. Lineage: Eukaryota; Viridiplantae; Streptophyta; Magnoliopsida; Fabales; Fabaceae.
AUGUGUUUUCUGUAUAAUAAACCUGUUACGUUCUCCCUUAACCGGUGCUUAAGCUUCCAAACAGCUGAGCUGAAGCUAAAAGACUUGUGUGCUAAACUGACAUUAAUAUCAAGGAGAUGUACACGACGUCUAGGAACUAGAAUGUGGAGAAGAGGAGCUAACUUUGAAGGUGACACUGCCAAUUUCAUUGAAACUGAACAGUUACUGGAAACUGAAGAUUUCAGUUUCUCAUUUUUACAGGUUCGAGGUUCAAUUCCUCUUUUGUGGGAGCAGAUUGUUGAUCUAAGCUAUAAACCACACCUUAGGGUUAUUAGUCAUGAGCAAACACCAAAUAUUGUGGAGCGUCAUUUCCAUGAUCUCUCACAAAGAUUCGGAGAGAUAUUAGCAGUUGAUCUAACUGACAAACAUGGUGAAGAAGGUCAAUUAAGUGCAGCAUACGCCGCUGAAAUGCAAAAUCAGCAAAAUGUGAGAUAUGUGCCUUUUGAUUUCCAUUUCCACUGUGGGAACUCAAAUUACGAUAGUAUGAAAAUCCUUUACGAUCAAAUUUCAGAGGAUUUUGAAAAACAAAGAUACUUCAUGAUAGAUAGAAAAGGAGAUAUACUAGAGGAGCAGAAAGGAAUUAUCAGAGUAAACUGCAUCGAUUCCCUUGAUCGAACAAAUGUUACUCAGUGUUAUAUGGCCCAGAAGGCAUUAAAUCAUCAAUUGCAGAGAAUCGGAGUGCUUACUUGCUCCGAGUGCAUUUCAAUGUUUGGCGAGGAAAAUGGAAAGUUCAGAAUAUUAUGGGCAGAGCAAGGUGAUGAGAUAAGCCUCGAGUAUGCUGGGACUAAUGCUCUCAAAGGGGACUUAGUUAGAUAUGGAAAGAAAACACUAGCUGGAUUGAUAAAAGAUGGGAUUAGUGCAGUUUCGCGCUAUUACUUGAAUAAUUUCCAUGAUGGAAUUCGGCAGGAUGCUCUGGAUCUGAUAAGCGGUCACUAUACUGUCAGAAGAAACGCUCCUUCUCCUUUUCAACGAAAUAACUUUGAACCUUUAUCUAAAAAUGUAACUUUGCAGUACCUCCCUGUAGCAUCAGCUUUGAUAAUUGGUAGUUUGACAGCAACUUCCUUCACUCUUCAUCAAGCGGGCCGAAACACACAGCAGUAUGUGUCUUCUGUAAUCUGUGCUGGAAUAACUGCUGGAAUCAUGGCAAUUGUCAAAGCUAAUGGAAGACAGUUCUGCUCAAGGCCACGUUUGUGUGGUCUCUUGUGA